Paraglomus occultum is the source of this 288-nucleotide messenger RNA. The record is from the annotation of a GenBank genome assembly. Lineage: Eukaryota; Fungi; Glomeromycota; Glomeromycetes; Paraglomerales; Paraglomeraceae.
UCAUAUAUCCUCACUGCUGGAAUCAUUAAAACGACACCACAACAAGAAGAUCAAAUAGUCUUCAGAAUAUCUGCAGCACAACAUAAAGGCAACAGGACUGCCACCAACCCAUUUAAUGAAUGCAGUAUUUUCUGCAUGCAUGACACCUCCCAGGCACACCUACAAGCACAUACAACAAAACUACAACCACGCAGUAAAGUGUGGAUUAUGGGAGAUUUUGGUGUAGAUGAAGAUCAACUAUAUGUCCAAUUGGACAAUAUGGAGUAUAUGUACAGUACCCUGCCAUAA